This is a messenger RNA of Beta vulgaris subsp. vulgaris (sugar beet), 2204 nucleotides long. Its product is annotated as protein MID1-COMPLEMENTING ACTIVITY 1. The coding region runs from base 636 to 1868 and encodes 410 amino acids. The transcript has 9 exons. NCBI's taxonomy places the organism in Eukaryota, Viridiplantae, Streptophyta, Magnoliopsida, Caryophyllales, Amaranthaceae. Gene Ontology annotation, biological process: cell surface receptor signaling pathway. The record is from RefSeq and is a predicted model, not a curated record.
AGAAAGUUGAAGGACAUUUCAGUAAUUCAAAAAACUACCACUCCCUCCUGUGAAGUCCACUAAAGUCUAAAAUCCUUGCUUGUUUGGGCAUGGUGUGCACACUACAACACACACCACAUCAAGUAUUCAAGUCAUCAACAACACAACAAAACAAAACUCUGCAAAUUUUGCAGAGGAGAAGAAAGAAAGUAAAAGGAAAAAAAAAAAAGCAAAUGUGAAUUUCAUACCACUGUUACAGACUUUAGACAUAACAGAUUUGAGUCACGACAAUCACGGUGCAGAACCAUACUCGUAAUUAUUUUGCUGCUGAAGUGAGGGCAAGCGACGAGUGGGAAUUUGAAGCUAAAGAUCUAUUCUGUUUGUUAAAUAAAAUGCAUGUUCAAUCUUAGCAUAAAUUUGGAAAAAUCCAUUUGUUUUUUUUCCCUCAAUCUGAAGCCAUAAUUUAGUUAGUUUGUUUAUGUGUGUGUGCGUGUGAAGAUUUGAGAAUGUUCCAGAAAUGGGGUUGUUUUGGAAUUGUUGAUUUUGAUUGAGAAUUUGAGAUUAAUACUUAAAGAGUUUAGUUUUAGUGGGUCUGUGUUUGUCUUACUUGAAGAAAGAGGAGGAAGUAGUAUUGUGUAUUGAAGUUGAGUUUGAAGAUGGAUCACAUGGAGGAUGUAGCAACAAUAGCUCAGCUAACUGGGCUUGAUGCAGUGAAGUUAAUCGGAUUGAUAGUGAAGGCGGCGAACACUGCCCGAAUGCACCGGAAGAACUGCCGACAAUUUGCUAAUCACUUGAAGUUGAUUGGCAACUUGCUGGAGCAGCUCAAGAUCUCGGAGCUCAAGAGGUACCCAGAAACCAGGGAGCCUCUUGAGCAACUUGAAGAUGCACUUAGGAGGUCAUAUAUUUUGGUCCAUAGUUGCCAGGAUAGAAGUUAUCUUUACUUGCUUGCAAUGGGGUGGAAUAUUGUCUAUCAGUUUAGGAAGGCCCAGAAUGAGAUUGAUCGUUACUUGAAGCUCGUUCCCCUCAUCACUCUCGUCGAUAAUGCCAGAGUCAGGGAAAAAUUGGAAUACAUUGAAAUGGAUCAGCGUGAGUAUACUUUAGAUGAAGAGGAUCAAAAGGUGCAGCAAGUGAUUCUUAAACCAGAUCCCUGUGAAACCGAUACUGUGGUGCUGAAGAAGACUCUUUCUUGUUCAUACCCAAAGGUUUCCUUUGAUGAAGCACUUAGAAAAGAGAAUGAAAAGCUCCGGUUGGAACUCCAACGCUCACAAACUAAUUUGGACAUGACUCAAUGUGAAGUCAUCCAGCGCCUUCUUGAUGUUACUCAAACUGCAGCCGUGGUCUGUGAAACAGAAAAGAGUGAAUCAGUGAAAGGUAACAAGAGAGCCCAGCCUCCUUAUGCCAAUGAAAAAUACUCAUUUGACGGAACCUCCCCCAAGAAAAAUGAAAUUUCCAGGACUGCCUCUACAGUUUCUUCAAGGCGCGAUCUUCUGUCAAACCGAAGUUCACAUCACCAUGGAGAGUGGCAUACUGAUUUGCUGGACUGUUGUGCAGAACCUUGUCUAUGUCUAAAGACUAUCUUUUAUCCCUGUGGAACAUUUGCAAAAAUCUCCACUGUGGCAAAUAAUAAAUACAUGUCUUCUGCUGAAGCCUGUAAUGACUUGGUGGCCUAUUCACUGAUACUCUCUUGCUGCUGCUACACUUGUUGCGUCAGGGGAAAGCUGCGCAAGAUUCUGAACAUUAAUGGAGGCGUCUUUGACGAUUUCCUCUCACAUUUCAUGUGUUGCUGCUGUGCCCUUGUUCAAGAAUAUCGUGAAGUUGAGAUUCGUGGAGUUUGUGGUCAUGAAAAGACGAAAACAAUGCCGCCAAUCUCCCAAUUCAUGGAAUCGUGAGACGCCGAUGAUAUAAAUAAUGGUACCUGGAAGUACAUGCAUAUUUAGUCUGAUACAAGAGGUAAUAUGGCUGUUACCUCUGCUAUAUACAUAUAUGUACUUAAAAUCAUUAUAUGACCCUGACUGACUUGAUGUAAAGUUUCAUUUCCUUGAUGAUGCUCAUGAUGUAAACAUAGAGAGGUUUUUCAAUUGUUAGAGUGUGAAAAUAGAGUUAGUAAGAGUCAAUUCUUUAGUUGCUUUCCUUAAUGUUGUUUGGAUUUGUGCCUUGUAGAUUGAAUAGGCCUGUUGGUAAAGUUUAUCCAUCUUUAUAGAUUGAAUUUUUAUGUUUGUGACUAA